Messenger RNA from Gorilla gorilla gorilla (western lowland gorilla), 1316 nucleotides. RefSeq names its product serine protease 45 (gene PRSS45P). Gene Ontology annotation, molecular function: serine-type endopeptidase activity. The coding region runs from base 266 to 1057 and encodes 263 amino acids. The record is from RefSeq and is a predicted model, not a curated record. Gene Ontology annotation, biological process: proteolysis. Lineage: Eukaryota; Metazoa; Chordata; Mammalia; Primates; Hominidae. The transcript is spliced from 7 exons.
GCGGACGCCAGGCACGUGCCGGGCUCUCGGGAACCGUCUCCGCAGCCGCCAGGUGGCACCUCCCCAGCCUCAUGGCCUCGGCGUGGGGCCCGUAAUCUCCAGGCCCUCGGUCCUGAGCCGCCGCGUCCUGCUGCCGCUGCUGCUUCUGCUGCCGCUGAGCUCGGGUUAUAAAGAGGACACAACCAAUCCAGUUUUAAAUUUAUUACCACAGGAGUCUUAUGUGGUGUUAGUUUGUGGUGAGCCCUGGUGGUCGGAGGAUUUGGAAAUGACCCGCCAUUGGCCCUGGGAGGUGAGCCUCCGGAUGGAAAAUGAGCACGUGUGUGGAGGGGCCCUCAUUGACCCCAGCUGGGUGGUGACUGUGGCCCACUGCAUCCAAGGCACCAAAGAGUACUCAGUGGUGCUUGGCACCUCCAAGCUGCAGCCCAUGAACUUCAGCAGGGCCCUCUGGGUCCCUGUGAGGGACAUCAUUAUGCACCCCAAGUACUGGGGCCGGACCUUCAUCAUGGGUGACGUUGCCCUUGUCCACCUUCAAACAUCUGUCACCUUCAGUGAGUAUGUGCAGCCCAUCUGCCUCCUGGAGCCCAAUUUCAACCUGAAGGUUGGGACGCAGUGUUGGGUGACUGGCUGGAGCCAGGUUAAGCAGCGCUUUUCAGGCUCCACAGCCAACUCCAUGCUGACCCCAGAGCUGCAGGAGGCUGAGGUGUUUAUCAUGGACAACAAGAGGUGUGACCAGCAAUACAAGAAGUCCUUCUUCCCCCCAGUUGUCCCCCUUGUCCUGGGGGACAUGAUCUGUGCCACCAAUUAUGGAGAAAACUUGUGCUAUGGGGAUUCUGGAGGGCCAUUGGCUUGUGAAGUUGAGGGCAGAUGGAUUCUGGCUGGGGUGUUGUCCUGGGAAAAGGCCUGCGUGAAGGCACAGAAUCCAGGCGUGUACACCCGCGUCACCAAAUACACCAAAUGGAUCAAGAAGCAAAUGAGCAAUGGAGCCUUCUCAGGUCCCUGCGCCUCUGCCUGCCUCCUGUUCCUGUGCUGGCUGCUGCAGCCCCAGAUGGACUCCUGACCUCCCUACCUUUUCCUCCUCCUGCCUUGCCUCUGCUGAAUGGGGCCAGAUGGUUUGACCAAGGUCAUGUGUCCAUCUUCAACAAGAGUCAGGGUGGGGAAGAGUAACCCCUGGGAGAAUGGGUCUGGCUUUGGCAUCCUGGUGAGGAGAAGUGUGGUGGAUGACUAGGCCUUGGGUGAGCAGGAGAAGGGAAGUGUGGCCUAGAAGGAUUCUGGAAUCUGGGACCAGGAGAGCAGGGAUUAAACAUGUGCAAACUUGA